Messenger RNA from Chaetomium globosum CBS 148.51, 444 nucleotides. RefSeq lists its product as uncharacterized. Lineage: Eukaryota; Fungi; Ascomycota; Sordariomycetes; Sordariales; Chaetomiaceae. Bases 1 to 444 code for a protein of 147 amino acids. Gene Ontology annotation, molecular function: glutathione peroxidase activity; glutathione transferase activity. The record is from RefSeq and is a predicted model, not a curated record. The transcript is spliced from 4 exons. Gene Ontology annotation, cellular component: membrane; endoplasmic reticulum; nuclear envelope.
AUGUCCAUCACUCUCCCCAGCGACUACGGCUACGUCCUCCUAGCCACCACCUCUACCUUCUUCGUCAACAUCGUGCACGGUUUCUUGACCAGCAGGACCCGCAAAGCUGCCGGCAUCAAGUACCCCACCAGCUAUGCCUCGUCUGAGCUGGCUGAGAAGGACCCCCGGGCGUAUGCAUUCAACUGCGCCCAACGCGCCCACAACAACUUCACCGAGAACCUGACCCCCUUCCUUGGUGCCCUCCUCGUUGCGGGCCUCAAGUACCCCGUAUUCGCCGCCAGCCUCGGUGGCGCCUGGUCCUUCGCCCGCGUGCUGUUUGCCAUCGGCUACACCUCUAACGGUCCCCAGGGCAGGAUUGUUGGCUCGGCGCUUGGGUCGUUGAUCAACGUCACGCUGAUCGGUACAUCUGUGUACACUGCUCUAGGCUUUGCCCUCAACUGGUAG